AUGGUGCCACUCAUUGCUGGGGAGAAGGUGGUUUGGGUCCCAGGUCCUGGUCCCGGUAGCCACCUGCUGCCCAUGGUAGCCAGGCAGUUGGUCCCGGCAGCCCAGACACCUUGGGUAGUAAGUCUUCUGAACGUGCCUCUUCUUUACUUGCAGGGGGAAAAAAUGAUAGCAGGAAGGUUUGUUGGAAGCACAGAUCCAGUCAAGGAGAUGCUAAGUGCUUCCAUUACCUUUGAUCAGAGACUGGCUGAAGUUGAUAUCCAGGGGAGCAUGGCUUAUGCCAAAGCCUUGGAGAAGGUCGGGAUCCUAUCUAAAAGUGAGCUGGAGAAGAUCCUGAGUGGCCUGGAAAAGAUCUCUGAGGAGUGGUCUAAAGGAGUUUUUGUGGUGACCCAAAGUGAUGAGGACAUCCACACUGCCAAUGAACGCAGACUAAAGGAACUGAUUGGAGACAUAGCUGGAAAGCUGCACACUGGGAGAAGCAGGAAUGAUCAGGUUGUGACUGACUUGAAGCUGUUCAUGAAGAAUUCCCUCUCUGUCAUCUCCACUCACCUCCUGCAGCUCAUUAAGACCCUGGUGGAACGUGCAGCUAUAGAAAUGGAUAUUAUCUUGCCUGGCUACACCCACCUGCAGAAAGCUCAGCCCAUCAGAUGGAGCCAGUUCUUGCUCAGCCAUGCUGUAGCUCUGACCCGUGACUCCGAGCGCCUGAUAGAAAUGAAGAAGAGGAUCAAUGUCUUACCUUUGGGAAGUGGUGCUCUGGCUGGCAACCCACUGGAAAUUGAUAGAGAGCUUCUGCGUAGUGAGCUGGACUUUGCUUCCAUCAGCCUGAACAGCAUGGAUGCUGUUAGUGAGAGAGACUUUGUGGUGGAAUUCCUCUCUGUUGCUACCCUGCUGAUGAUCCACCUUAGCAAGAUGGCUGAAGAUCUCAUCAUCUACAGUACCAGCGAGUUUGGCUUUCUAACCCUCUCUGAUACCUACUGCACGGGCAGCAGCCUGAUGCCUCAGAAGAAGAACCCUGACAGCCUGGAGCUGAUCCGCAGCAAAGCCGGUCGUGUGUUCGGACGGCUGGCUGCUAUGCUCAUGGUUCUCAAAGGACUUCCAAGCACCUACAACAAGGAUCUGCAGGAGGACAAGGAGGCUGUCUUCGAUGUAGUGGACACCCUGAAUGCUGUGCUCCAGGUUGCCUCUGGAGUGAUUUCUACCCUCCAGAUCCACAAGGAGAACAUGGAGAAGGCUCUGAGCCCUGAGAUCCUGUCAUCUGAUCUCGCUCUCUACUUGGUUCAUAAAGGAGUGAUGAUCAGUCAGGGUGAACAAACACGAAUGCUGGAAACCUAUUCUUUACAUGUAUCCCAAGUAGUGGAACUGCUGCCGGGUGGACUUGAUAGUAAUUUACAGAUGCCAUUCAGACAAGCCCACACUGCCUCUGGGAAGGCCGUCCACCUUGCUGAGUCUAAAGGUACCACCAUCAAUAAUCUCAGCCUGGAUGACCUGAAGAACAUCAGCCCUCUCUUUGGCAGUGAUGUCUCCCAGGUCUUCAAUGUGGUCAACAGUGUGGAGCAAUACACAGCCAUGGGUGGCACUGCCAAGAACAGUGUAUCUGCCCAGAUUGAUCAGCUGAGAGAGCUGCUGAAGAAGCAUAAGGAACAAGUUUAGAGUGUGGGAAGACAUCCCUUGGAUGAAGCAUUGUGCCUGUCACACUAAUCUGGAGUUAAUAAACACUGGGGUGUAUGUAGUUCACUGAAA
Messenger RNA from Calypte anna (Anna's hummingbird), 1737 nucleotides. RefSeq names its product argininosuccinate lyase. The record is from RefSeq and is a predicted model, not a curated record. The transcript is spliced from 17 exons. Gene Ontology annotation, molecular function: argininosuccinate lyase activity. Lineage: Eukaryota; Metazoa; Chordata; Aves; Apodiformes; Trochilidae. The coding region runs from base 1 to 1647 and encodes 548 amino acids. Gene Ontology annotation, cellular component: cytosol.